GAAGGGGAAGUGAGUCAGUGUCUGCGGACCCGGCCGGCUAAGGCCCGCGCUCGCCGAGGCCCCAAGAGGCCUCGGUCCGGCGGCGGCGGCCAUGGCCGGGGGUCUGGGGCCCGGGGAGCCUGCAGUUCCGGGCGCCCAGCACUUCUUGUACGAGGUGCCACCCUGGGUUAUGUGCCGUUUCUACAAAGUGAUGGACGCCUUGGAGCCCGCCGACUGGUGCCAGUUUGCGGCCUUGAUCGUGCGCGAUCAGACAGAGCUGCGGCUGUGCGAGCGCUCGGAGCAGCGCACGGCCAGCGUCCUGUGGCCCUGGAUCAACCGCAACGCACGAGUGGCUGACCUCGUUCACAUCCUCACGCACCUGCAGCUGCUGCGAGCUCGGGACAUCAUUACAGCCUGGCACCCCCCUGCCCCAGUUCAGCCCCCAAGCACCGCUGCUCCAAGGCCCAGGAGCAUCUCUCCAGUCUCCGAGGCUGAGGACUGGAGUCCCCGGAAAUUACAGUCCUCUGCCUCCACCUUCCUCUCCCCAGCUUUUCCAGGCUCCAAGACCCAUUCCAAAUCAGAGCUCCCCAUUCCAAGCCCUGCUUCCUUCGGGCCACCACUGCAAUCUUCAGUCCCUUCUUCUACCAAGCAGCCAAGCCCAGAGAGCCCAGUGUCUGAGCUCCAAAGAGUCCAUCCCUCCCCAUUUUGCUGGCCCCUCUGUGAGAUUUCCCAAGGCACCUGCAACUUCUCUGAAGAGCUCAGGAUUGGAGAGGGUGGUUUUGGGUGUGUGUACCGAGCAGUAAUGAGAAAUACCACAUAUGCUGUGAAGAGACUGAAGGAGGAGGCUGAUCUAGAGUGGACUGUGGUGAAACAGAGCUUCUUAACUGAGGUGGAACAGCUGUCAAGGUUUCAUCACCCAAAUAUCGUGGACUUUGCUGGCUACUGUGCAGAGAGUGGCUUCUACUGCCUUGUUUAUGGCUUCCUGCCCAAUGGGUCCUUGGAGGAUCGACUGCACCUUCAGACCUGCUCCCCACUCUCUUGGCCUCAACGACUGGACAUUCUUCUGGGCACAGCCCGGGCUAUUCAGUUUUUACAUCAGGACAGCCCCAGCCUCAUCCAUGGAGACAUCAAGAGUUCUAAUGUGCUUCUGGAUGAAAGGCUGAUGCCCAAGCUGGGAGACUUUGGCCUGGCUCGUUUCAGCCGCCUUGCAGGGACCAACCCAAGCCAGAGCAGUUCUGUGGCCCGGACUUGCACAGUACGGGGUACCCUUGCCUACCUGCCUGAGGAAUACAUCAAGACAGGUCGGUUAGCUGUGGACACCGAUACCUUCAGCUUUGGAGUGGUGAUAUUGGAAACCCUUGCUGGUCAGAGGGCUGUGAGGACACAAGGUACCAGGACCAAGUAUCUGAAAGACCUGAUUGAAGAUGAGGCUGAAGAGGCCGGUGUGGCCCUGAAAAGCACCCAGCCUACUCUGCAGUUGGGUAUGGCCAUGGAUGCUUGGGCUGCUCCAAUUGCUGCCCACAUCUAUAAGAAGCACCUGGACUCCAGACCUGGGCCCUGCCCACCCCGAUUGGGCCUGGCCCUAGCUCAACUGGCUUGUUGCUGCAUGCACCGUCGGGCCAAGAAGAGGCCCCCCAUGACCCAGGUAUACAAGAGUCUAGAGGGGCUGCAGGCAGGGCCUCCUUGGGAGCCAGAGGUUGCCGGCCAUGGCCCCCCUUCCCCACAGGAGAACUCCUACAUGUCUACCACUGGCAGUGCCCAGAGUGGGGGUGAACCAUGGCAGCAUGUAGUAGUGAGCAGAAGAUCCCCAGCCCAGCUCCAGAAAACUCCCAACCAGCCAGUGGAGAGUGAUGAGAGUGUUCCCUGCCUCUCUGCUGCCCUGCACUCCUGGCACUUGACUCCAGGUUCCUGCCCAAGCCCACCAUCCUUCAGAGAGGCUAGCUGUACCCAAGAGGGCACUACCAGAGAAUCAUGUUUGAGGAGUGAUCCAGGCAUUCAGCCCACAACUGUGGAAGGCUCAUCCAUGGGCAGCUCCACAUCGCUGCCAUCAGAGCCACCACAGAUCAUCAUCAACCCAGCCCGACAGAAGAUGAUACAGAAGCUGGCCCUAUAUGAGGAGGGGGUCUUGGAUAGCCUGCAACUGCUGUCAUCAGGCUUUUUCCCAGGCUUGGAUUUAGAACAUGAAAACAGGCAGGGGCCUGAAGAAAGUGACGAAUUUCAGAGCUGAUUUGUUCACCCAGGCAAAUCUCUCAGACUCAGAUGUCAAAGUUCUCAUGUUUGGAAGUUCUCAUGAUGUGCAACCUCCUUAGUAGUCGAAAGGCAUCAGGUGUGGCGGCCCACCCUGGCAAAGGAGAGAGGGUGGUGGACCCUUUUGUUCUGAGGGUGUUGAAUACAGACAGGGCCGGCCAAAGAACCUGAUAAAAGCUGAUAUGGCAGGCCAUUUCAGGCCAGUAUUUGGGAACAAGGCAAGCAGAUGGCCUAAGGGGUUGUUGGGUAGUACAUGAGAGAAGACUCCUAGCUACACAGGCCCAGUGGAAGCAAGUGGGGCUGUUUGCAUGGUGGGAACUAAACAAGGUAUCCACAGGCCAGGCUUGUCAUAACUAUUACUCCAUCCUUUGAACUUCCCUAGAGUCCCAAGUGAAAGUAGCUAUUGUGCUUGUAAACUGUCCCCCCAAAAAGGAGUGUCUUACAUAUUAGUCCAUUAGCUAGAAGUGAACACUCUAAAACUCUCCCAAGAGUCCAAUAGGACCCCUCUUUCAUCUUGCAUGGGUAUGUGUAGGCCUUGCCAGAUACCUGUGAGCUAGUUUCAUGUGACUGCCUGCUAGGCAAGCUGUUCCUAUACCCUGCAGGUGGGCUGUGGAUGCCCCAAGUUAACUGUUAGACCACAGUACUGGUUGUGGUAGAAAGGUUCAGGAAAGACCAGCUUUGUGGUACCAAGACAGCAAGAAGCCCCAAGAAAGCAGAAACUGAGAGCAAAGAAAAGUAUUUGAAGAGGGAAGAAUGUUCCAUUUUAAGAAACAAGUUUUUGUGUAACCAAAUAUCUUCAAAAGUAACCCAGGGUUACAACCCAGGCUUACAGUGAUUCUGUGUGUGAGUCACGAGUCACACUACAUGCCCCUGUGAAGAACUGAUGACAUCCAAUUUGUUCUUGAGUAAUAAAAGCAUACAUUUCACCAUCAGGUUAAA
This is a messenger RNA of Psammomys obesus (fat sand rat), 3165 nucleotides long. It is a transcript of the gene Irak1, whose product is annotated as interleukin 1 receptor associated kinase 1. Gene Ontology annotation, cellular component: cytoplasm; nucleus; plasma membrane. The transcript has 14 exons. Gene Ontology annotation, biological process: intracellular signal transduction; interleukin-1-mediated signaling pathway; protein phosphorylation. The record is from RefSeq and is a predicted model, not a curated record. Bases 92 to 2206 code for a protein of 704 amino acids. Gene Ontology annotation, molecular function: protein kinase activity; protein binding; ATP binding. NCBI's taxonomy places the organism in Eukaryota, Metazoa, Chordata, Mammalia, Rodentia, Muridae.